AUGAGGCUCCUGAUUCUUGCUGUGUUUGCCCUGCCCUGCAUGGCCUGCUGUGAGGAAGGGGCCAAGCUCCUGGCCUCCAAAUCACUAUUAAACAGAUAUGCUGUGGAGGACUGGACUCUGCGGUACAUCACCUGCACCGCUUGCUCCAGUGCUGCCUUAAAUGCGGAGCUGUCGAAUGAUUCUUUUCCCUUGGAGAAUUUUGGCAUUGUCUCUGGGAUAUUCAAUGUCAAGUGGCUCCAGAUCACUUGGGAUCUUCUCAUGUUUUGAAAUUUCUCCCCUCCCAGCCCUCUGAGUAAUGUGUCCCACGCUGUGAUUCUGUGGCCUCUCGAAGCUGCGUGCUUCGACUUCACCUCUGCUACUGUCGCAUACCUGGCAGAGGGUGGGCAGGUGAUGGUUGGUUUCCUGAGUGCUCCUGGGCAGGGAGGAAUCCUGGCUCAGCGUGAGUUUGACAGGAGGGUCUCGCCUUGCUUUCUGGACUGGGCAGCUUUCGGCAUGAUGACUCUGCCCUCCAUCGGGACACUGCUGCCGUGGGACUUGAGCGAGAGAAAAUGCAACACCCCCAAGACCAAAAAGAAAGGCAGGGACUACAGGGAGGAGGAGAUCGCCCAGCUGGGGAGUUGGGCGCAGGGCUGGUACCCGCCGGGCAUCGCCGCCAAGACCGGGGUGCCAUGGGGCCCACCCGCCGCCCUGCUGACAG
Molecule: messenger RNA, 697 nt
Organism: Fulmarus glacialis (Northern fulmar)
Lineage: Eukaryota; Metazoa; Chordata; Aves; Procellariiformes; Procellariidae
Product: translocon-associated protein subunit beta-like
Cellular component (GO): endoplasmic reticulum
Source: RefSeq, a predicted model, not a curated record